Dovyalis caffra is the source of this 909-nucleotide messenger RNA. The record is from the annotation of a GenBank genome assembly. Lineage: Eukaryota; Viridiplantae; Streptophyta; Magnoliopsida; Malpighiales; Salicaceae.
AUGGCGUUCUCUCUUAAUGCAAACCUCAAUCAGCCUUCUCUCAGUUGUGGAACCAAACUUUAUUCAGGAUUGAAGCUUCAAUGUCCAAGUCUGUAUGCAACUGGGAGACCUAAUUUAACUGCAGAGUUCUAUAGCAAGGUUAAUAAGAGCCUUCAAUGCGGGACUCGUAAUCAUAAAUCAACACAGGCAGCAGUUAAAAUGAUGCCUAUAGGGACACCCAAGGUGCCUUAUAGAACUCCUGGGGAGGGAACCUGGCAAUGGGUUGAUAUAUGGAAUGCCCUAUACCGAGAGCGUAUUCUUUUCAUUGGACAAAAUAUAGAUGAAGAGUUUAGCAACCAAAUAUUGGCCACAAUGUUAUACCUUGACACAAUUGAUGAUUCGAAAAGGAUGUAUUUGUACAUCAAUGGUCCUGGUGGAGAUCUUACUCCAAGCUUGGCCAUCUAUGACACUAUGCAGAGCUUGAAGAGUCCUGUUGGUACCCACUGUGUGGGAUUUGCCUAUAACCUUGCAGGCUUUCUUCUUGCAGCUGGGGAAAAGGGAAAUCGCUCUGCAAUGCCUCUUUCAAGAAUUGCUCUACAAUCCCCAGCUGGGGCUGCUCGGGGUCAGGCUGAUGACAUUCGUAAUGAAGCAAAUGAGCUUCUUAGAAUCAGGGACUAUCUUUACAAUGAGUUAUCUAAGAAAACAGGACAGCCUUUUGAAAAGAUUAACAAAGACUUGAGCAGAAUGAAGCGCUUUGAAGCCCAAGAUGCCCUUGAGUAUGGUCUCAUUGAUCGCAUAAUCAGGCCACCCCGAAUAGAUGCUGAUGUAGGUCCUAGUGAUGCAUCAACAGGUCUUGGAGUUGAGGUCAAAAUGCAGUUGGAAGUAUUCAAUCCAGAUCAGGUUUCUUGUGGCUUAGAAUCUUUACCUUGA